Molecule: messenger RNA, 431 nt
Organism: Durotheca rogersii
Lineage: Eukaryota; Fungi; Ascomycota; Sordariomycetes; Xylariales; Xylariaceae
Exons: 1
Coding region: 132-347 (71 amino acids)
Source: RefSeq, a predicted model, not a curated record
UUACUGUAAUGGCUUAGCUAAUAGGUACCUAGCAGCAAUCCCUGGUGGGGUAAAGUUCCUCGAGACAUCUCGCUUAGCUGAAUUCUAACCUACGUAGGAGGUAGGUAACUUAGUCUGUAUGCAACUAUUAGAUGUGCGAUUACACAGGUAUACCGGUAUGUAUGUUAUUGCUUGCGGUAGAGGUAGGUAUUGUAGAUGGAAGCAUUAGGCGCCGACGCACGAUCUGUGUAGCAUAUCUCGAGGUCGGUUCCCAGAACCGACAACGCGUCCCGAGCUACCCCCGAGGUAGGUAUCUUCGACAGGCUUUGGCACAUAGCUCAACUAGGUGGGGUUUUUCUAUCCUAUAAAUAUCUUUACUAUACUUCGUACAUGCCUCUAUCCUAUGUUUUCUUCUUUCUUUUCCGGGGUAUACCCCCUCCCGCCUAAACGCC